Molecule: messenger RNA, 881 nt
Organism: Gamsiella multidivaricata
Lineage: Eukaryota; Fungi; Mortierellomycota; Mortierellomycetes; Mortierellales; Mortierellaceae
Exons: 3
Coding region: 124-762 (212 amino acids)
Source: RefSeq, a predicted model, not a curated record
CAUCCUGUUUGUUCUCUGCACUCGUACCCAUCGCUUUCAUUCAUCAAGCGAACCCUUCUUUUUUUUCUUGUUCUUUUUAUUUUCCCGCCACCAGUUCCAUUGUCUUAAGAAACCACACUUACAAUGGGCGGAGAAUCAGCAACGGAUAUUUUGGCCAGGAUAUGGCCCGAGUACGAUCCCAAUGGAUACGGCAUCGUGGCUGAAAUGAUGGAAAAGGUCUUGCGGCGAGUCGAGCAGGAGCAAGGAACCUCGCUGCUGAAGCAAUCGAGCUGGGAGGAACUCGCAGACUAUAUUGCACGUGUCGAGGGCACCGUCGUCAGCCAGAAGGAUCUCGGGGACCUUCUCAGCCUUCUUCAGGGAACCCCGCCCCCCAUGCCCGAAUCACUUCCCAUAGUCGAGACGUCCAUGGAGGAGGACCAGGGUUCUUUUCAGGAGUCUGAUGAUCUACAAAACAAUAACGACCCAUACCUCCAUCAACUCGAGGACCGGCCCUCGUCCUCCGAGAAACAUCUGCAUCCACGGCACCACUCCUCAAUCUACGCUCGGCCAAGAGGUUCGCCGAUCCGAAAGAUCUCCCUUAGCGAAUCGUCAUCUCAGUAUCGCUCUCGCCCCUCUAGGUCCCACGGGUCUUCAGCUGAUGACUCGGACGAGAGUGAAUAUCGAGUGUCGUCUCCUGGAAUGCUCGACAAAGAUCUUUUUUCCCCCUCUUUUGACUUUCUUUUUAUGCGAAAGUUGGGGCAUACAGAAACAGACGGGAUGUGAACAUAUGAUGGCGCAUAUGGGUCGACAUUUUUUUUCUCUCUUCUCUCUUUAUUGCAUGGAGUGUACUUGCAGCAGAGAUUAUCCUAAAUACUAACGCACUGACUGAUCCUACUUGACUC